AUGCCUUCGGAUCUCACCCCGACCGACGUGCAAUCCGAACUCAUCCGAGAAGAACAGCUCGACCUCGUCGAUCCACUACGACACUUUCUCGCCAUGAACGACGAACCCUCCCCCCCACCCACCUCCAGCGAUGUUCGAGACCUUCCCAGCAGCACCGACUACAGCAUCGUCCCCCAGCAGAUCGAGAGCAUCAUCGAUCGUCGGACCACCAUCCGCUACUACCAAGACCUCUCGCGGAAACCUGUCCUCAUCGAUGAACAGCACCCUGCACCGGAUGGCGAUGCGGGGAAGGAGUGGUGGGACGUACAUCUGAAGCUGGACAUGACGACGGGCUGUGGUGGGAAGAUAUGGCCUGCGGCGGAGGUGCUGGGGGCAUACAUUGCUGGGAAAUACUCUUCUCCGCCAUUACCCGGCUCAGCGGAGGGGAAAGCGACCGUCAACGCUGGGUUCAACAAUCACAACUUCGACUGGCGCAACAAACGCAUCGUCGAACUGGGCUCCGGCACCGGCCUCGUCGGCUUCCUAGUCCACGCCCUCCACCUCUCGAAUUGCACUAUAUCCGUCACCGAUCAGGACGUAAUGCUUCCCCUCAUGCGCGACAACCUCCAACUCAAUUUUCCUUCUUCAACCGAUUCGAUCUCCGUCGACGAACUCAACUGGGGCACCCGCUUACCACCCAUUUUCCGCGAGCCGCUCCCGGAUGUCCUGCUCCUAGCUGAUUGCGUCUACCUCGAAAGCGCGUUCCAGCCGUUGAUCGAUACAAUGCUCGACCUGUCGACGAGGGAGACAGAGAUCCUGUUCUGCUAUCAGAAGAGGAGGAAGGCGGACAAGCGGUUUUUCGGUCUGCUGAAGAAGAACUUUGUGUUCGAGGAUGUCAAGGAUGACGAUGAGGUGAGGUGUAGGGAGUACCAGAGACAGGGGACGCAGUUGUUGCGGAUUAGGAGGAAGUGA
Pseudozyma hubeiensis SY62 is the source of this 951-nucleotide messenger RNA. RefSeq lists its product as hypothetical. NCBI's taxonomy places the organism in Eukaryota, Fungi, Basidiomycota, Ustilaginomycetes, Ustilaginales, Ustilaginaceae. The record is from RefSeq and is a predicted model, not a curated record. The transcript has a single exon. The coding region runs from base 1 to 951 and encodes 316 amino acids.